AUGGCGCUCUACAGGGAGAACCGCAUCGUCCCAAUCGGGCUGAUGCUCUUUUCCCUCAUUCUCUUCUUUUACAACCUCGACUUUUACCAACAGCCGACACACGAGUCACAUCAGACACACAUCGACAGACCGGUGGUUGAGUCACCGCUCGAGGCCAGACCACUUCGAGUAUCACCACCACAUACAGAUGCACAAGAUAAACAAAAUACACACACAACAACACCCUCAACAUCAACCCAUACAGACACAUCAACAGGCAAACUCACAUCCGACGAUGUCGCUCUGCUCUUCAAAACCGGCGCUUCCGUCCUAUGGCGCCGGCUGCCCAUCCACCUGUCCACCACCUUCUCCCCCGCCCGCAUCCAUCCCAACAACACCAUCCUCUACUCCGACUACCCCGAAACCAUCGGCUCCUGGCACAUCAUCGACAUCCUCGCCAACUCAUCCUCAACAGUCCGCCAAUCUGACUCGUUCCAGCCAUACCUGCAGCAGGAAGAUUACGAAAACAGACAGGUCUACGCAGAAUCCACCAGCACCAACGGCGACGGAAAUGGCCCUCUCGGGGGGUGGAAAUUAGAUAAAUAUAAAUUCCUCCCGUUGAUUCAGCAUGCAGGCGUGGAGAAACCUAAUGCGAAAUGGUACAUCUACAUGGAGGAUGACUCGUACAUUUUCCUGCCUAAUCUCCUGCGUCAUCUGAACGACUUCAACUACCGUGACCCGUGGUAUCUGGGUAGUCUGGCCUGGAAGCACGGCGACUACUUUGCACACGGCGGUGCUGGCUUCGCUCUGUCACGGGGGGCAUGGGAGAAGAGCUUUGGAAAAGACCCCAACAUUAUUGAUAAAUUCGAACAAUUCACCGAUGUCCACGGAUGCGGGGACCAUGUCCUCGGACACGUUCUGAACGAAUACGGGGUCAGCUUCGGUGAAACGCAUGGCGACAGUCGGUUUACGUUUGGGUUCAAUGCGGAACCGCAUUGGUCGAGUUGGUUCACCAAGGCCAACUGGUGCAAACCCGUCUACAGCUGGCAUCACACGCACAGUAAAGACGUGGCACGAUUCUAUAAUCUCGAGUCGAGCUGGGAUUUCCAAAAGUCUGCCCUGAAAUACCGCGACAUCUACAACGCCUUCAUCAAGCCCUAUCUCCGUCACCGCGUUGAAUGGUGGGACAACCAAUCCUCCCAAUACGAUAUCACCUCCUCCAACGCCCCCCACGCCGAGCCACCCACAACCGCCACAUCGAAAGAAACCUGGCUGAAGUCGUGGCAGUCCGCCGACGCGUGCGAGGCUGCCUGCCUCUCGUGGUCCGAGUGCGUGCAGUGGGCCUUUUACGAGGACCGAUGCCGAAUGCACGACCAGGUCUAUCUGGGGAGUGGAUAUCCCAUCGGAGACCCACGGAGGCAGACUUCGCUGAUGUAUACGAGUGGGUGGUUGAGCGAGAGGAUGGACGAGUGGGCUUGUGAUGAGUAG
Messenger RNA from Aspergillus wentii DTO 134E9, 1467 nucleotides. RefSeq lists its product as uncharacterized. Gene Ontology annotation, molecular function: glycosyltransferase activity. The transcript has 2 exons. Bases 1 to 1467 code for a protein of 488 amino acids. The record is from RefSeq and is a predicted model, not a curated record. NCBI's taxonomy places the organism in Eukaryota, Fungi, Ascomycota, Eurotiomycetes, Eurotiales, Aspergillaceae. Gene Ontology annotation, cellular component: membrane.